UUAUUUCAAGAACAAAUCCCAAGUCUAGAAUCUUGAAAGAGAACUGAUGGGUGGCGACUUUCUGGGUUGUUUGUAUGUUGUCUUAGGUGAGACUGAGACAGGGAAGUCUUAGUAAAGUCGUAAUUGUUCAGGAGAUGCUACCACUAAUGUAGUAAGCUAAUAUGGCUGCCUUGUAUGCUUCAAAGAGGGGCUGUGAACACUUCCGACAUUAAUUAUAACCACAAUCCCAUUCUGUUCAGCUACUGUAUUGUUCAGGUGACUUCAUUUAUGAAUUAAUUAAGAAAUUUAUUGUCAUUACAACAUCAUCCAAAAUACCAGUUACCUACCAAACUGUAGAUUUACUUGUGUUUGAUAUAGUUUCUACAAUUUUAAUGGGAGAAGAGCACAGUAGGAUUGCCAUCCUUUUUCUAAAAUACGGAAUCGCCCCGUAUACAGGAAGCGAUUUGUUCCGUAUUUCUGUAUGUCCGACAGUAACGCCUAUAACACAUAUAAACAUUUAGUGCAACAAUAAUUAUGAAACUCAAACACAAGAUUUGUUAAGGUCAGCUAAAUUGUGGCAGGAGCUAGUAAGGACCCCAGAAUGCUUCUGACCAAUGAUGAUGUCACGGUUGCCUAGAGACGGACACUAAGUCCCUUUUGCACUGCACCGCUGGACCCGGGUCCAUUUAAUAAUGGCGUAUUAAGUUUUGUUGUGCUGCUUUUGACCAAAAAAGAUCUGAGCUAACUCCCGCUCUCCGGGUAAACUCAACCGAUGCUUGCCACGGUUGUUCCUGCCUUCCCAAACUUCAGCAGUUUUCUAGUUGUUCUGCUGAGAUAGUGACAUCAAUUUGUGACAUCACGCAUAUUGAUGUCACAAAGAGCUAGUCACAAAAAGCUGCACUCUUGAAUUCUACAGUCAUAACCAUUGCAGAAGAGAGAGAGAGCAAUUACAAGGAUUGUGUCCUAUCAAGAGAUUGAAAAGGAAAGUUUUUCAAGAUAAAAAGGAAAAUCCUCACAAUCAAAUAAAGGAAAACAUGGGGCAGAUUUUGGAUUUGUUCAGACAAGAAGGAUCAAAAGUGAGUCAGCACAAUAAGGCUUCAUCUUCUGAUUCUGGGAAUGAAGAAAUACAACAGAUCUUGGCUAGAGAGUCAGAGAAGCUAAAUGGCAUCUUGGAAGAAGUCAACAUGAUGUCCAUUGAGAGACAGUCGCUGAUCAAAGCAAAUGAGGAGCUGAAGAUUAAAGUUAUAGACACAGAAAAAGCUGCACUUGCAAAAGACAAGGAAUUAAAAAAGCUGUUGGUUGUAAACAGAACUUUAAAGGACGAUAACACCGCAUUGAAGCAGAAAAACACUACACUGGGGCAAAAAACCACCGCCUUGGAAGAGGACAAAAACAAGCUGGAGCAGAAAAACACCGCCCUGGAGAAGGAAAAAAAUACCCUACAUCAGGAAAACAGCAUUUUAAAACAGGUAAAUACCGUCUUGGAGGAGGAAAACACCUUCUUCGAGCAGAAAAGUAAGGUCCUGGAAAAAGAAAAGACUGCCUUGGAGCAGAAAUACACCACUCAAAUCAGCAACCUGGAGCAGAGAAUUUCCACAUUAGAACAGGAAAACACCGAUCAGAGGGAAAGAAUUUCCACAUUAGACGAGGAAAACACCGCUCAGAGGGAGAGAUUCUCUCGUACAGUGCGGGUAAAUGGCAUCCUGGAGCACAGAACAAGGCUUUUGGAACGGCAAAACUUUGUUUAUGAGCACGAGAACAGAGACCUGCAUCACGUUCUGAAUUUGAGAAGAGGGCAACACGAGCAGGACAAAACCUCCCAGAUGCUAACUAUCACUGCUCUGGAGGUGAAAUGCACUGCCCUGGAGCAGAAAAACACUACCCUGGAGGAUGAAAAGACCGCUUUGGAGAAGGAAAAGACCGCUCUGGAGGAAGAGAACACCGCUCUGGAGCAAAAAAGUAUCACCCUGCAGCAGAGAAUAACCUACUUGGAGCAAAUAAACAAGAGUUUGGAGCUGAUAAAUGCCUCCCAGGAGCAGGUGAACAGCACACUGAAGCAGGAGAACAGUGCUCUGAAGCAGGAGAAUAGCCUCCCGUCGGUCUCUCGGCCUGCCUCCAGGGCUUCGUAGUGAGUCCUGUUGGUCUCCGUGCUGACCUAAAGGGCUUCGUAGCGAGUCCUGUCGGUCUCUGUGCUGACCUCCAGGGCUUUGCAGCGAAUCCCGUUGGUCUCCGUGCUGACCUCCAGGGCUUCGUAGCGAGUCCUGUCGGUCUCUGUACUGACCUCCAGGGCUUCAUAGUGAGUCCCGUUGGUCUCCGGGCUAACCUCCAGGGCUUCGUAUCGAGUUCUGAUGGUCUCCCGGCCUGCCUCCAGGGCUUCACAGCGAAUCCCGUUGGUCUCCGUGCUGACCUACAGGGCUUCAUAGUGAGUCCCGUGGGUCUCCGGGCUAACCUCCAGGGCUUUGUAGCGAGUCCUGAUGGUCUCUCAGCCUGCCUCCAGGGCUUCAAAGCGAGUCCUGUCGGUCUCCGGGCUGACCUCCAGGGCUUUAUAGUGAGUCCCGU
Xiphophorus maculatus (southern platyfish) is the source of this 2538-nucleotide messenger RNA. Its product is annotated as centrosomal protein of 135 kDa-like. Bases 1014 to 2108 code for a protein of 364 amino acids. NCBI's taxonomy places the organism in Eukaryota, Metazoa, Chordata, Actinopteri, Cyprinodontiformes, Poeciliidae. The record is from RefSeq and is a predicted model, not a curated record. The transcript has a single exon.